Diorhabda sublineata is the source of this 14059-nucleotide messenger RNA. RefSeq names its product rab11 family-interacting protein 1 (gene Rip11). Gene Ontology annotation, molecular function: small GTPase binding. Lineage: Eukaryota; Metazoa; Arthropoda; Insecta; Coleoptera; Chrysomelidae. The record is from RefSeq and is a predicted model, not a curated record. Bases 398 to 1870 code for a protein of 490 amino acids. Gene Ontology annotation, cellular component: intracellular membrane-bounded organelle. The transcript is spliced from 9 exons. Gene Ontology annotation, biological process: regulated exocytosis.
UGGAAAUGAAUAACAAUACAGUAUUCUGCAUUGUAAAUUUAAAUAAACCGCGAAAAUAGAUUAGUUCUGCCAUGUACCAUCAACAACACUGGCAUCGAUAAACCGCCAUGCUGUUUCCAUUGAAUAACAACUAAGUUUGCAUACAUACGUCAUCCUUCAAUUUAAGCAAAAUGUCAUAAAAACAGUUAUUAAAAAAUGUGUCAUAUUGAGCAAAAAACGUAAAAUGUCUGUUAUAGUUUCCAGAAUGUGAAUUAUGUUUGUGUUGAUGUAUAACAGUUUAAUGUUAUUUAUAAUUUGAUUAUUUGUAUUAAUAGGUUAAUUCAGUAAUCACAAACUUCCAUCACAAUUAAUAAAAAAAUUAUUGUUAUUUAAGAGAAAGAAUAUUACAAGAGGAACGAUGUGGAUGCCCACCCAUGUACAAGUAACUGUUCAAAGAGCAGAAAAAAUUCUCUUGAAAGGCAAAAACAACACUAAUGAUUGCUUUGUGACUAUUGCUCUGGGUAAAACGAAAUAUCAGACAUCAGUUAAGGAAAAAUCUGGACAACAAGUUGAAUGGCAUGAGGAAUGUGAACUGCCAAUACCAGAUCAGGGUAAUACAGCAGAAAUUAUUUUAACAGUGCUGCAUCAUAACUACCUAGGUAUAGAUGAAUUUUUAGGCAGAGUUAAUAUUCCAUUGAAUACUUUGGAUAUUUAUGAGAGACCUAAGAACAAAUGGUUUGAGUUACAAAGUAAACCAGGUAAGAAUUCAAAAAAAGAAAGAGGACAACUGGAAGUAAAAAUAGGAUUCACUGUAAAAUCGGGUAGUUUAACUAAUUUAAGUAAAAAGGAAAAACAUAAAUCUUCUUUAUCUCAUGUUGCUCAAUCUGUUGGAGGAAGUUUGAUGAGCUUAGGGAGUGCAGAAAAGAGGAAAGGUAUCAAAAAAUUUGCCAAAUCCAUAGGAUCAAAAAUGAAUUUGAAAGGAAAAAAGAAAGAUUAUAGUGAUGGCUCUUCUAUUGGAAGUGUUGGGAGUUUGACUAUACAAAGUGAGAAUGAGAAAUUUCAUAGUAAACAGUCUUUUGAUGAUGCCGAUCCUGGUGUGGUUAGUGAUGAGGAUGACUUCAUGCUUGAUGAUCUGUCCCACAAGAGCUCAGCAAGUUCAUUAAACCAUCCAAUUUCAAUUAAAACAGCCUCGCCCAUAUUGAAGAACUCUUCUAUUGAAAAUAUCAGUCACACUGAAAAAAAGAGUGCAUCAGCCUCUAUACCACCAAUAAAACCACCAAGAAUUGAUCAGAAACCGCCUCAAGAUGAGUGGGAAUCUAAACUAAUUGGAAAUAAACCUAGAGUAACAAUGAGACCUGGUAGCAGCGAAUCUUUAAACAGACGAUCAUGGGAUUCUUCAAAACUAGCAUCACAAAUAGAAGAAGAGCCUUCAGAGUUACUAGAAGUACCUCAUUAUAAACUUGAAACUAUUAGUUUGAGGUCUAAUAAGUCUCCAGAAGCGCUUAGAAAAGAUGUCAAAGAGGGAAUGUUUUCAAAAUUUAAAAACUUUAGAAAAGAUAAACAUGAACUUUUAUCUGACCAUGAAACACCCAUCAAUAACUCAAGUGAACGAAUUAUUAUAGGAGGAGAAACUGAAAUUAAAGUACCUGCACAAAAUUAUCGUAUUUCCAAUGAAUUAUUGCAGAAAUAUGAAGGAAAAUCUAGAAAGGAUUUGAUAUUAUCUUUAGUAGAGACUAAAAAUGACUUGGAAAAGCAAAAGAAGAAGUUGAAGGAUUUAGAAGAUUAUUUAGAUGACUUAUUACUGCGUGUGAUGGAAACAACUCCCUGUAUUCUACAAAAUCCUUAUGUUACAUGCAAGAUGGCAGCUAAACAUACAAAAAUGACGAGCUGAAUACUCUUGCUUACAAUUUCACAACUGUGCCAGUAAGAAGUUCAUCAAUAAAGAAGAAUGGUAAAAUGAUAUGACUUUGAAUGUUAAUCUAUUACAUCACUUCCUAGAAAGUAACUUCCAUUAUUUUCACAUCACUAACUCAAGAUAACGUUUUAAAGGUCGUUUUAGUUGUAACAUAUUCUUGAAGUGAAUGGGUUACCCCUUUUGCCAAAAAUGUGUGAUAUAAAUUAAUUCCACCAUUUUAGAUGAAAAAUUUUCGGUUUAAAAUAAAUGUCCAACUAAAAAAUAACAAAAAUUCACCUAUACUUAAUCACAAGUUUUAUCAAAUAUAUUAAAAAUAUCGCACCUUCAGUGCAACAAAGUCACAACAGCUCAUUUUGUAAUUUUAAGGAGUGGACUUAUAAGUUUUUUUUGCAUUUAUUGCCUUAUUACUGGAUAACUAUUUCUAGUAGGAUUUAAAUAUUUAUACAAUUAAUUGUUUGUUAUAUUAGAUAUAGUGAUAUAGUUUUACGCAAAAGGCUUAUUUUGAAUUACUAAAAAAUGUUAAUAAAAGAUAUGACAUAAAAAGUGUCCUGGAUUGUGACUUUGUUGCGCCAGGAGUUAUUUAACAUAUUCAUUAUUAUUCAAGAUAAGGUUUUAAAUAAAAUAAAAACUUUAUUAAUCAAAAUAUAUUGUAUAUUUUCUUCUCAAAUAAUCAACUACUAACAAAAAGUAACUCAAAACAAUUGAAUAAUUAUUUAAAAAAUAAUUUGGCAUCAUUUGGGACUGUUCAUAAAUUACGUAACGCAGAAAUUUAAUGGUCUGUGUGUCUGUCUGUAACGCUACUGAAGCAAUCCUACUCUACCCUGUCUGUCUGUCUAGGAUAACGUAACAUCUCGAAAAAGAAAACGAGUUAUGUAGACCAUAAAAAAGCUAUUUAAAAACGAUGCUUUGCUUAUACAUGUUUAUUUAACUUAAAUAUUACAAGCUAAAUUAUCUAAUGUCAUAUUAUAUGGCUGUUAAGAUUAUAUUUGUUCUUAUACAUUUUUUGUCCUAUUAAAAAUAAUUAAAUUUUAGAAUUUGGAUUAUUAACUAUGUCUUUGGUGUAUCUUAAGUUAUACUCAUUUUAGAUUAAUCAGUACAAUUAUAAAAAUCAUUUCGUAUCCUCGGUAAAAGGAUUUUCCAACCAAUCUUCAAGAUUAUGAAUUUCUGGAACAGAAUUUUUCUGAAGUUCACAGUAAUUGAUUAUAUUCAGAUUUUCUAUAUCAACGUUCUCUUCGUAACUUGAAAUGACUUGCUUCUUUCUGAUAACGACACAGAUGAACCAUGUAUGCUUUGUUUAUGAAUUUUGAAAUAUUUUUGUAGCGAAAUACAAGCCACACGAGCUGCAAGUUCUUCCCAACAAGUCUUUUUGCACGCUUGGGCAAAAAUAGUCAUAAGGCAUGCUAGUGAAUCACGAAUGUUCUGGUAUUAUUGUCAAUACGGCUUUGCAAUAGUAAGUCUGCAAAUUAAAUCUUUGUAUCUAUAUCAGACUGAGGAACUUCGACUUUUGUCGAAGUUUGUUUUAGUGGGUAUGGCAAGGGCAAAAACCCAUCUGCCAAAAAUUGUUUCAGUCCACUUCUAGCGGGUUUACAGCAAUUUUCCUUAGAACAUUUUCAGAUCUAAAAUGAUUAUGAAGUGAUUUUCUGCACUUGAAUUCAUAUUACAAUUUUGUAAACUUGUAGUAUUUGAACGUUUACGAAUUUUCAAAAUCAUUUAUCAUGCAUUAAUUGAUAUUUAUGAAAAAAGAGUAAAAUAAAAAUUUUUGGAACUAUAAAUUUUUAAUCUCUGUAAAAUUUAUAAUUAUUUUUUUUUAUUUACCUGAAGAAAAUACUGACUUUCUCUCACAUGGUUUGAAUACCAUACUUGCGAUGGUAAAUUAGGAAUUAGACAUAUUCUGCCAUCAUUUCAUAACCAUCAACCACGCAUUUACUUAAAAUGUCCCCACAAACUUUUGCAACAAAAGACAAAAAGUCAUUGUCGAUGGUUUUUUCACUAGCAUCUAAAUGACUUCCAAAGUGGUCAUGUUCGAGUACAACGCCUGCCAGUUCUCUGCUAAGGGGUGCCAUUUUUCUUUCUACUGGAUUGAAAGUACUUCUUUCCGGUGCAUUGGUAAAAAUAAAUAUUGCAUCCAAAUCGUACUUAUAGAAGAGAUCUAUGGCAUGCUGAAUAACUUUGGGGUAGCGCGGGUUUUCAUCUGGGCCGCCAUCAACAGACAAAAAUACAACUGGUUUCACAAAACCAUUUUCAGCUAUUCAUUCAUCAUAUUUUGCUUGAAAGACUCAAUGCUUGAAACUUUAUCCAAAACAUUUUCGACAUUCAAAGACGUACUCGAAAAAAAUUGUACUGGUUCAUUGUAGGUUUUAUUUGAAGCAUUCUUUGUUGACGUGUUCGACGUUUGAAGACGUUUUUGGAAUGUCUAAAUUUAAAUCUAAUUAAUUAAUAUCAAAAUUGUGUUUGAAUAAUUUAAUAGGAUAAUGACAUAAUACAGUUGUUGAUAUUAAUUUUGUAUUUUCUAUAGUUGAUAAAUAUAUACAAAAUAUUUUCUUAGAUUAGAUUUGUGAUUAUUUAUAACAGUACGAAAAUAACACAAACUAUUUGCAAUUUAUUUUACGCGUAUAACCCGUAUAUCUUGCACGACGUUUUUAGUUUUCGUACAGUUAGGCUGCCAGACUUGUGAUGAAUAGAAAAAAGUUCACAUAUAUCGAAAUGGCAACUAUGAAGAUCACCAGUAAACCGUAAUCUUUUAAACUGGAUUACCAACUGCACUAAAAUUUGCAUAAAGUUCGUUGUUGCGAUAAACUUGAAAUAAGAACGGAAAAAUUUGUCCUGUGGCCUUUAAUUCGCAGAUUCCACUAUAUGUUGAAGCUCGCGACAUAUCCUGACCGUACUCAGUGUAACUUAAAUGAUUAUUACCAUUACCAUAUUACCACUAUUAUUAGUCAAAUGAUAAUACUUAUCCCAAUUCUCAGCAACGUGCCUGACGAUAGUUUCGCGAACCUCUCUACAAAACACAUCUGUGUCGUAACUGCAAAAGAAAGACAUGCACCAUCGCCAAUAAUUGAAAUCACCUUAUCUGGUAUGUUAACCCCAUUAACGUUGAGAUUAUCGACAUUUUAUAAAAGUAGUUCCUUCAAAUUGAACUAAAAAUAAUUCCCACUAAAAUUAACACUUACAGUAAACCCAACUCUCGAAUCCGUCUGACCUAUACACAACAUUAAAUUUGACACUUCCACAAAUUCACACAUGUAACAGGUAAAGAUCGUCACAGAAUUAUCGGUAAAUAUCACACUUAUUGAUGUUAGACUUUAUUGACCCACAAUAAACAAUAGUAAAAGUGAAUUAAUACGUAAAACGCUGGAAAUCCAAUUUCAUAUUUAACCCUUUUUAAAAAAUCAAAAAGAAAUUUCCAAAAACGGAGAAAUUAGUUUUUAGAUAUUCACACGGGACCCAUUUCUAAAAAAGAAUCACUGAUAUCUUAUUUCGUCAUGAAGAAUUGCUAAAUAUAUGGUUCCUUAAUACAAAUUUUUGUUCAACUCUUUGAACCCUUUCCAAAUCGAAUUUUGAAAUUCGUAGAAAUUGCUUUUUAGUUAUUUGUAUGGAGAAUGUUUUAAUGCAAAAACGAAGUCGAUAUCUCAAUUAGCGGCCGAGAAAAACGAAAAAAUCGAAUUUGCAAACAUCCCGUUUUACCCCUUUAAAAUCGAAAUUCAAUCUUUUCCUAGCGCACCUCUACACACCAAUACAAACAUACCAUCAAAAUUUCAUGUCUCUAUCUUUAAUAGCCUUGGCUGGGCGUUGAUGAGUGAAUGAAUCAGUCAGUCAGGACAUCCUCUUUUAUAGAUAUAGAUACUAUAAAUAAUUACCGUAGUAUAUAUUAGUUACACUCCUUCAAAAAAGCCUUUGCAUAUUUUAUUUUUUCCUCUCUAUCCACUAUCUUGCCAACUCUAUCUUUCCAAGCAGCCAAAAAUUUAGCGUCUACAUUGGCUUUUGGUUGAUGCUGAUAACACAGUUACUUUUGUUUUUCACUAUUGAACAAAUCAAUUAUGUCUGACCUCAUUUUAUCCGAAAACUCUUUUUCUUAAUCAAACACGGAAUGACUGAACUUUCAAGACUGAAAACUUCACAUUUUUGAGGACAAAUGCUAGCUGGAUUCACUAUAUUUCUACAAACAUCACCGCUUUCGGUUUAUAUCGGCGUUAUGAAACAAAAAACUAGCGACAGUGGCGAUGGCGGUUAAACUAGACUAUGCACUAGUUCAAGCAACUAUAAGGACUUCACGUUUGCGAGGACAAGCGCCUACUGGAUUUGCUAUAUUCUCAGAAACAUCACCGUGGUCGUAUUUUGUCAAUGUUUAGAAAUAAAAGCCUCGAGGUGACGAUGACCAGUGGCAGCGGCAACGCACUAGCACUCGAUAGCAAACAAACGUAUGGGUAGAGUCGAUGUGAAAAAUAUUUUUAAUGAUCUUCAAAUCAAAUUUAAAAAAUGUUACGUUACAUUUUAAGAAAAUUCCCUCUGUCUAUCUGUAACACUACCGUAACAAGUUGUUCUUAGUCUGUCUGUCAAGGCGUUACGUAAUUUAUAGAUAGUCCCUUUUCACACUUUGGAGUUGUAAUUAAGUUCUAGGGCAAACUUAUUCAAUACUCAGUCUAAUAAAUGUAUGAGCAGUCUUAUAAAUGAUUUCAUAAUAAUGUUCAAACUUAACAAUAACAUUCUAAGAAAAACCAAUCUAUAAAAAUAAAUUGAAAAUAUUUUUCUCAAAAAGUUGACAUUUGUUAACUUUUUGUUGAAAACGUUUCCAAUUUAUUGUCAUGUUUAUCAGUUAGUAAGCUGUACUUAACAUUUAUAGCAGACAGCAAACGAUACGAUAUUAACAAACAAUAAGUAGUAAAAAAUAUAACAAUGUUUUCAAUACCCUAUGAUUGAUGUAAGAUUUGUACUCAAAAAGAUACCAAAUAUCUAUUAAAAAAGAUGAACUUUUACCAAAUUUUAUAGUUUAUCUUAGGAUUAAUUCAAAUCAAACUUUUUACUUUAAUUAAAUUCAAGAUUUUGUAAAUAAUUAAUCAAAUAAACUGUUAAACAUGUUUUCAUAAUAGUUUGGAACAAUAUUAGCAGAAAUUAAUUCACGAAUAUCUUGCUUUUUAUUGUUUGCAAUUGGCAACUUAGAGCUAUAAGCUGCACUCUAAUUAAUAUGUUACAUUUUUUUUGCCUGCACGACUAAUUUUAAUGUUAGCUUCGUUCUAUUGUUCAGUUUUAUAUGUGGUUUUGUACAAAUAGGUAUCAGACUUUUUAAUGAAUUUCACGACUUUAAUAUCAGAAAUUCUGAUUGUUUCGCCAUCAAUAUUUUUGCCAGUGUUCAAGUUAACAUCGUUAGAAAGUAACUUUAAAUCGUAGAAACUAUCAAAGUUCAUUUCAUUAACAGUGAAACUAUUACCAAUCUUUUUGGCAUUACGGAUUAGAGCCACAUAUUGAUCUGGGGUGUAAAUGGUUCCAGAUUUUUUUGCUCAGCGAAUAUUUUUCUCUAUUACCGAGUGGACGCUAUCCUCAUGCCAAAAAAAAAACAGAAUGUUUUCUCAUCCUUAAUAUUCGAGAUUGUGAAGUUAUAACAGUUUAAUUUACUUUUAUAAAAAAAUGCCGACGAUUGACCUAUAAGACAAGGCAACACUGCUUAAAGACCGUAUAUAGCCACAAUGUUGCUGCUAUCAGGCUUUUUGCACUCUUCUACAUCUUGUUUCUUUUCUAUUCUACUUAGACUCUUUUCUUCCUGAUGUAGAUUAUAGCUGGACGUUAACGGUUCUUUAUCUACAGCAUUCUUAUAGGCCUCGCAUACGUCGUAUUGGUCUUUACGAGGAAUAAAAAAGUUGAUAUUAAACUGUGUAUUGAAAAUUCGAUGGUAUGCGUUGUAAUUUGAUGGUUCCUUGUUGCCAGAUAUACGUUUUUGACGAUAAUUACAGUGUAGUUCGGCUACAGUCAAACCACCAUCUAUGUAUUCUCUUGAUGAAUUGGCCCUGAUGUAAUGGCUUUCCAUCCUAUAGAUCGAAUUUAUGUGGUCUCGUACAGAUUGUAUUAUUUCAGCAUCUAGCUUUGACUGUUUUCCAUGCUUACCGUGUUUAUCUGUUGGAAUUAAACUUAUGCUUGUAAAUUUAUUUUCAAGUACAAUACGUAGUGGUUUAUUACUUAUGGCCAAUGUAUUCAAAAGGAACGUCUUACAAACCCUUAUUUCACUACUUUUAUUUAUGAGAAAGUAGGAUGUGUUUGGUUUUCUACAUUUUCUAUUCACGUCUCCACCUUUUUGAAUCUUGAUGGUACGGAAUUCAGGUUGAACUUGCUUUACACAAGAAGCACACACGCUGCCUUUGAAAAGAACGAAGGCCUCAGUAUGUCUUAAAUAUUAUAUUCCUAUCAACUGAGGAAAAUUUAUUUGCACAAGACAAUCUGCAGGUACUCGUACAAGGACGAAUAGUUUUUUCCGACAUGGAUUUACCUCAAGUUGAGGUAUAUGCUUGACCACUGUUUUUUAAAUGCUUUCUCUGGUGUUUUUUCCAUUGAUUUGGGUUUUUGGUCCUUUUUUUAGACUUACAGUACUCGUUCAGUACUUGCUUGAAUAGUUUCAGAAGCUGCAUUAUGAUGUACAAUUGACACAUUAGAAACACGUUUCAAGCGAGAUGUAGAUCUGGAGUACUGAAAACGAUUUCCAGAGCUAGAUGAAUACUACUUGAGCUGGACGAUCCGCUACUUGAGUUGGAUGAGUCACUGCUAGAGCUGGAUGUACUACGGACUGACAGAAAAACUACUUUCUUUUGUCGAUUUUUUUGCGGUGGUUCAUAUUCAGAUCCAUCACUCGCGGAAAAAUCUUCGUUACUAUUUGGUUUCACUUCAUUGGCAUUCGAGAUGGUGUCUUGCCCUUGUAAUAAAACUGUGUCCACGCCAUUAUAACAUAUUGUGCUCUCUUCACUAACUGAAAGAUCUUUUUUUACCAUCUGAAGUACGAGAGGAUUCUACAUUGUAUUCAUGAUCAUUGUCUUUGAUCUUCAGGAUGAAAGUCUGAUAACCAUGUUUCAACUGACACUUUGUUUUCCAAUAAAUUAUUUUCUUCAAUGGGAACCAUGGAAAUAAUUUUUUUACUUCGGGAGCCCAUUCCUCUCUAAAAUAAAAUUGAUUUUUAAAGAUAUUUGUAAAUCAAAUUAAUGUUUUUUCAAUACUGCAAAGGCACGCACGCGACCGAAGUGAGAAACAACAGUAGGUAUGCCAUUACUCUUUUGACAUCCAGAAAAUUAUAAAAGGUUAAUUAAUUAAAUUAGCUGGACACCCUAUGAAUAAUUAUGCAUUAUAACAAAUGACAAAUUAAAUUUCUCAGGCUUUGUUGAGUCAAAGUGGCUGAAGUCAUGUAUCACGAUACUAAUACUCAUACUGAUCAUCGUUAUCAUCAUAAAAGUAGCAUUUGAAGUACUCAUUAAAAUUUACUUCGACCGAAGUCACUUUUUUAGUGUUAUUGCAGCUCAAAACAAUGUAGUUUAUACUACUUUUGGGUCGACUUUGUCCAAAAAUUAAAUAUUGAAUAAAGGAUUAUGGAGUAACAGUCUCAAUUUUAUUUUUAAACUCAACAGUCAGUACUUAUGAUACAAAAAAUGGAAUUAAAUAGUCACAAGUUUUGUUUAUUAUUACGUAAUAAAUAAUAAUAUUGGACCUAUAUAACAUUAUUGUUGUUUACGGCUUUAUAGUCCCAAUAUCAUAGUUGAAAAAAUAAUAUAAAUGGACCUAAAAAAUCACUUUUUAGUUAGUGACUUUGUAGUUCUAAUUAGGGUAGUUAAAUACAAUAAUGUUGGAUCAACAGAAACGCUUUUAUAACCAAUGCCUUUGUAGCUCCAACAUUUUUGUGAAUUAUAAAAAAGAAUUGAGGUCUUGAAAAUAAAUAUGUUUUUGUCGCUCCAAAAAGUGAAAAUAAAAAUGUUCAUAAAUACCUUUGUGUGGCUGUAGCUCCAAUUCCCGUCAAACACUAAUGGGCACAGAGGCGCUACUGUCGAAUCAAACUUUGUUGGCCCAGAAUGCAUAGAAAAAGCGCCCAUAACUACAAGGCACCUGUGCCAUCUAGUAGAAUUUUGAGAUACUUUCGCGGAUGUCUUUGAUACCCCAAAUAUAAGCAUGGUUCAGAGAUAGUCUGGCAUACUUAACUCAAUUUUGCAGUUUAAAAUAUUUGUGCCUUUGUUGCACCGAAGAUCACAAUCAUUAUGACUUCUGUUGAUAAUAACCUGAACAACGUACUUCAAAACAAAAUUGUUAAUUAUUAACAGAUAAAAUAGUAACUGGACUGAAUGAAAAUUAUUGUUUGUAGAAGUAAUAGGUCUUUUUACAAGAAAUUUUUAAUGAGAUUGAUACCCCUUCACUUUAAUUUUAUUUAGUAUACUAGAGAUAUAUCACUUUAUCAUAAUAAAACUGUCGUCAUUAUGGAAAAGAUUUAGGUUUCAGAGACAGCCUGAGUACUAAUAAUUAAUUUAUCGUAUGUAAAUAAUGUACACUGUGCACUCAAUAGGAGAAACAUUUUUAGUUAUAGUGAAAAAUUUCAUUAUUUAUAAAUAGUUCUGCUUAUUCUAAAAUCUCUUAAAAUUAUAAUAAAUAAUAAUACAACAAAAAACACUCAUUUCUAUUUGUUCUAUGAACAUUCUAUUUUAGGUAGGUCUUUAGUGAACAAAAAAUAUAAUUACAAUUCAUACCACACUAUCUAUCAUACAAGAAGAUAUUUAUCUACCAUUCAACUGAAAAUGUUUUGUCUCUAACGAAUACUCAUCUAGUUCAGGUAAUAACAUUUGUACAACAAAUAGAACUUCCUGUCUUGUUAUCCUCUAUAAACCAUUGUAACAAUUUUUUUCUAAAAAGAAUGUGUUCAAUUCUCAAGUUUUUAUUAUUGAAAUUAUCACUUGUUACAUACAAUUCACUACACUAAUAUCUGAAUAGAUUUCCUGUGGGAUACCAAAUAAAUUGAAGAACUCUUUAACGAGCUACUCAGCCACUUUAGUAGCUUCCAAUUUUAUUUCUAUUUUUUGCCACAAGGAUAUAUUGUUAUUAUUAUUGUGAAAGGAACCUCAAAUCUAACGACUCUCCAUCGAACAGACAUGUUGUAUUGGCCUAUGAACUCCUCAUACUGUUAACAAUUCAUUUCCUGUCACUUAUAGUUUAGACAAGACAUCGGUUUUAUAGUUCGUCCUGGUUUUCUGUUCAGUUCUUUAAAAUCCUGUACUUCAGGUAACAUUCUACACUUUUUACAUUUUGGGGCGACCAAUUACAAAAUCAUUCAUAUCUUAGUGUUUCAAACAGUUGAAUUCCACCACAUUUUAUGGUUUGUCACAAUUUUUUUAUAAAGAAAACUAUUGUUUGCUGAAACUAAAAUUGUUUCGAUCUGAGCACACAUUCCUGAACACUUUUCACAAAAACAAUAACAAUUAUCAAACAAACUAACCUUCACUUUCUUAGAUAGAUUAAUUUUUAGUAUUUUAUCACUCAAUAGAUUUAUUAAAUAUUAUUAAUUAUUUACAUGUAAAGAGCACCUUAUAAAGUGUAAUAUAUUGACGGUGAUGGUCUUGAGUGGCAAUAAUGUAAGUUCAUAAAUUUCAUUAUAGAUUAUAUUUUUUUAACAUAUGUGUGUGUUUAUACCAUGUCUAGAAAAUAUAAAAGCAACCAAAAUAAUUCAUGCCAUUGAUAUUUAUUAUUAUGUCAUCACAUUAAAUUUCUUUUGGUUAAAUAUAAAAAUGGUUGUAAAGUUGUUGGUCCUUCCUAAUAUUAAAGUUUUCAUAUUGGAAUUUGUUUGUUUUUUUAUAAUUUGUAUACUGAAAUAUACAAUUUAAUUUUAAAGUUGCUGUUUUAAUUUUCCUUCACCUAGGUAAUUCUUGUUUUUCAAUUUUUAUUUUUACAAUCAAAGGACAUUUACUUGACUAUGAUUCAUUUUUUUCUAGUUAAAGAGCGCAUAAAAAUUGAUGUGAAGACACAAGAAUAAUAAUAAUGUCAAAAAGAUCACAAGGACACAAAAAAAUUUCACAAAAAAUGUCAAUGAAAAUAUAAAAAUUCAACAAUGGCCUGAGUAGAACUCGCAUUACAAUCCAAAAAAACUAAAUUUUACAAAGCAAAACUCAAAAAUUUAUAAAAUUAAAUUCCAAAUUUGAUGUAUUGAUAUUCAAUGAGGAAAUCACUAAUGAUUAUGAAAUUAUUUUGAUCAUUUUUCCAUAAAGUUAUAAAAACUAAACACAAAUAAUAUAAUUAUAUUUUAAUAACACAAUUUCAAUAGACUGCAUUAUCUAUGAUUUACUGUGAAUAAAGAUGGAAUUUGGACAAUAUUAAUAUUUGAAUUUUAAUAACAUUAGGAUAAUUAUUAGCGAUAUCAGAGUCAUAUAAAACUCAACUGUAAUGUUUGGAGUUGAAGGUGAAAUUUUUUAUUCCAUUAUUUGAGUCUGUUAGUGGCCAGUUUGGUAUAUGUUUUAGUCUGAUAUUACCUCACAUAAAAAAUCCAAUUGCUUAUGAUCUGCAGUCUAGCUGCCUGUCUAGUAUUGUUUGGAUAAAUGAAUUUAUUUUCAAUUAAGUAUUACAACAGGUAUUAUUCUGGUUUUUAGUCAUUGUAUUCUAUAUAAUAACAAUAUCUAAAAUAUAUUUAAAAAUAGCAAAAUAUUUUUACAUUAUAUUCAUAAUAAUCCCAAAUUAAUUAUUUAACUAAAUAUUGAGACUAACAGUAGUUUGCUUAUUCAGAACAUCUUUAUAUUUGUAUAAAACUGGUUGAACUUCAUCAUUAAUAAACUCAGUAACUUGCUCUGGCGAUCUUCCAAUGUAACUAGAAGGAUCAAGAAGUGAUUGUAGUUCAUCUAUUAUUGGGCUAAAAUAUGGAUCAGCCCGCACUCUAUCUAGAAAAUCAUUGUCUUUACCAUGUUGUUUAACUUGAGCUCCUGCUUCUUGAGACAGUACUCUAAUUUUCUCAUGGCAUAUUUGUCUAUCACCUCCCUUUUUGACCAUAGCCAUUAUUAAAUUUUCAGCAGACAUAAAUGGAAGUUCCUGAUUGAUUCUUUUUUCUAUUACCUUAGGAUAUACCAUAAGGCCUUGAGUUAUAUUUGUUAACACUAUUAAUGCUGCAUCUGCACUUAGAAAUGCUUCAGAUAGAGUCAACCUUUUAUUAGCUGAAUCAUCUAGAGUCCGUUCUAACCACUGAACAGAAUGAGUAUUUACAGCAUUAGAAAAUAGUGAUAUCAUAUGUCUUGCUAAUGCACAGCAACGCUCUGACCUCAUAGGAUUUCUUUUGUAUGGCAUAGCAGAGCUCCCAAUCUGACUAGUCUCAAAAGGUUCUUCAAUUUCCUUGAAGUUAGCUAACAAUCUAAGAUCAUUACACAUCUUAUGAAUUGAAGAACCCAAGGAAGAUAAUGCACCUACUACUUCUAAAUCAACUUUUCGAGUGUAAGUUUGUCCUGUAACUGGAUAUACUUUUUGAAAUCCUGAUAAUUCUGCUACUCUCUGAUCCAGCAUUCUCACCUUAUUGCUAUCAUUUAGAAGUUGCAUAAAAGAUGCUUGGGUACCAGUAGUUCCUUUGACUCCUCUGAAUCGUAAAUCAUCUCGAAUCCUUGCAAUAGCUCUUUCAUCCAUAAGAAAAUCAUAUAACCAAAGCGUUGCUCGCUUACCAACUGUAGUUAAUUGAGCAGGCUGAAGAUGUGUAUAACCUAGACAAGGUAAAUUUUUAUAUUUUUCACAAAACUUCAUUAAAUUGUGGAUAACAAAUACAAUCCUCGGAAGUAAUAAGUCCAGGCCAUCCCUAAGAACUAUUAAAUCUGUGUUAUCACCAACAAAACAAGAGGUGGCUCCAAGAUGAAUUAUUGGGGCAGCUAGUGGACAUUGUUUGGCAAAUAUAUGAACAUGGGCCAUUACAUCAUGGCGAGUUAACUUCUCUUCAGCUGCAGCUGCAUUAAAAUCAAUAUUAAAUAUGUUUUUCUCCAUUUCCUUUAUUUGGGCAUCUGUAAUAUUCAAUCCCAAUUGAGCUUCAGCUUUUGCCAGAUUAACCCAUAGUUUUCGCCAAGUAGAAAACUUUUUUUGGUCACUAAAAUUGUACUGCAUUUCUUUGCUUGCAUAGCGAGUACUCAAAGGUGAUCUAUAGUUAACAUAGGGGCUGCUAUAAUCAAUCGGGUCACCAGAUAAAUCCAUUAUUGUACA